AUAUCACUUGGUUCGAAACCCUAAACCCCCAAAUCCUCCUCAAAACCCUCUGAAUCCACACCACAAUCUCUAAAUCGAUUAAAAUGGAGCAGCAGAAUCACUCCGAAAACCAAACCCUAGAUUCCAACACAGAUGAAGAAAUCGAACAACUUCAAAAUCUAGAUGAAGAAGUGAAAUUAAUGGCACAAAAAAUCGCUGAUUUCAGACAGACAUUACCAGAUCAGCUCAAGGACACUCUCGCUUCCAUUAUUUCCGCUCAGAGACCGGUUAAUUUGACUUUUCUUGAUGGUGAUUCGGAUCCUGGACCUUCCGACGUGAUGACCUGUCCUGAUUCAGAGGAUCCAGAGCACACUGAAAAACUAGAAAUGAUUAAACAGAAGAUCUCCGACAAUGCUUCAGCAAUGCCAUUACUUGUGAAGCGAAUGAAAGCUUGUAUCUCGAGAAUCGAUCAACUAGAUUCCUUCAAACAAGACAUGAUUCACCCUGCUUUUACCAGAAAAUGGUCAACCUGAGAGGAAAACUUCAGCCAGAUAGGGAGUUGUAUAACGAGUUGUUGGCUUCUGUUGCUAACCGUUUUGGCUAUUCUUUGCAGACAAGACAUCGUUUUCAAUGUUGAUGCGGAAAAUUAACUCAUGUUUAAAUGUAUCAUAAAGUUUGUUGACAACUUUUUAAAGAAUAGGUAUGUUGUUCGGUUUUAAGAUUCAAGAUGGCGGAUUUGUGUGUGCGCUAGCUUGACCCGUU
Molecule: messenger RNA, 741 nt
Organism: Helianthus annuus (common sunflower)
Lineage: Eukaryota; Viridiplantae; Streptophyta; Magnoliopsida; Asterales; Asteraceae
Exons: 2
Coding region: 84-512 (142 amino acids)
Source: RefSeq, a predicted model, not a curated record